Messenger RNA from Oncorhynchus masou masou (cherry salmon), 4009 nucleotides. RefSeq names its product zinc finger protein 271-like. The coding region runs from base 688 to 3282 and encodes 864 amino acids. The record is from RefSeq and is a predicted model, not a curated record. NCBI's taxonomy places the organism in Eukaryota, Metazoa, Chordata, Actinopteri, Salmoniformes, Salmonidae. The transcript has 6 exons. Gene Ontology annotation, molecular function: DNA-binding transcription factor activity; RNA polymerase II cis-regulatory region sequence-specific DNA binding. Gene Ontology annotation, biological process: regulation of transcription by RNA polymerase II.
AGAUUGACUAAUCAGCUGUGUUUGCUCGGGAUGGAGAAAAAGUGUGACAUCAAUCAGGCCCCGAGGACUGGAGUUGCCCACCCCUGGUUUACAGGAUGAUUUGUACCUUAAAGAGCGUAGCUUUAAGGGAUUAGUACCGUCACAUCUAGAUACAAACGAAUGUGAAAAAUGAACAGAGCAAAUGUGUAUUAAAACCCAGUAUUUAUUCAUCAUUUACAAAUUAAUUAAGCUUCUACUUCGGUGUACAGGAAAUAAUUAUUUGUAAGACGUAAGAGAAAAUAUAUCAGCUUAUUGUUAAAUUAUUAUGAUGCUCUAUCCAAUGCAAAAAGUGAAGUAACUAUUGUUUCCAAACUGCGUUACCCACUCCAGUCAGCAGAUGGCGAUGGGCGUCUUUCAGGUGAUGAUUCUUGCGUGACGUAUAAUGGACUGGACGGGACGCUUCUUCAGGAACAACAACACGGCUCCUCUUUCAAGCACCUCGGUAGCUUGCUAGCCAACAUAAAACCGAAAGAUUGACGCUUUAGACAUUAUUAAUGUACAUUAGCUAAUCUCAGUGUUGUUAACGCAGUUCAUUUGACGUAUCAACUGGUUAACUUUAACCUAUUUUGCUUGUUCAAUUUGCAAAGUUAUUAAACAUUGAUACUGAGCCUAGCACCAGGCUAGUCGCUAAUUCUAACAUCCCGGACCAUGAGUUCACUAAACUACUCCCUUGCUAAAGAAGAGGAGGCCUGCUGUAUGCAGAAUGAAGCUUUGGGGCUGAACAUUGUCGUGAAAGAAGAAGAUGAUGUUAUUGAGGAAGAACAUUUUAGAGAGGAAGAGGAUGCUAUCGCAGAAGAGGUGAAGAAGGAAGACGUUUUGAGUGUGAAAGAGGAGGAGACAGCAUAUCUGAUUAACACCAGAGAGAGACAUGACUAUGGUGGAUCCUCUGGGGAGCCUCAACAACAUCCUGAUGCUGACGAGGAAGAGAAGAUUCUCUCCGGAUCAGAACACCAGAUGGACAACGCUAGCCCUUCCUCCCUCCCGGAGUCCAUGUGUCGUGCCUCUCCCGGUCGCACCUUACUGCUGGGUAUGAAGAGGUUGUCUGUGCUGCUGGUGGACUGCAGGAAAACAACGGGGCUGAGUGGAACUGUGAGAGGAGGAGCAGAGAAGAAAGGAUCAGAUUUGACUGAUCUAAGAGAAAGACCAGACUCAGAGGAACCAGAGCCAGGGAUGCCCAAACCAGCAAGAAGACACCAGUGUUCCCAGUGUGGAAAGCGUUUUAAUGAUUUGGGGAAGCUGGAACGACACGAGAGAAUACACAGAGGGGAGAAGCCUUACCACUGCUCCCAGUGUGGAAAGGGUUGUAACGAUUUGGGGACGCUGAAACUACACGAGAGAAUACACACAGGGGAGAAGCCUUACCAGUGUUCCCAGUGUGGAAAGAGUUUUAGCCAGGCAGGUAACAUGAAAAUACACGGGAGAAUACACACAGGGGAGAAACCUUAUCACUGCUCUCAGUGUGGCAAGUGUUUUAUCCUGUUAGGGGCCUUGAAGCAACAUGAGAUAAUACACACUGGGGAGAAGCCUUACCACUGCUCCAAGUGUGGGAAGAGUUUUAAUCGGUUACACUCCCUCAAAUAUCAUGAGCGUAUACACACAGGGCAGAAACCGUACCACUGCUCCCAGUGUGGAAAGACUUUUAACCAUUUAGGGGAAUUCAAAAAUCAUGAGAGAAUACACACAGGAGAGAGACCUUACCACUGCUCUCAGUGUGGCAAGUGUUUUAACCUAAUAAGGUCCCUGAAACAUCACGAGAGAAUACACACAGGGGAGAAGCCUUACCACUGCUCCCAGUGUGGGAAGAGUUUUAACCAGUUAGGGAGCCUGAAAAGACACGAGAGAAUACACACAGGGGAGAAGCCUUACCACUGCUCUCAGUGUGGAAAGUGCUUCAACCAGUCAGGGGAUCUGAAAAAACAUGAGAGAAAACACACAGGGGUGUUGCCAGUGGACAACGCUAGCCCUUCCUCCCUCCCAGAGUCCCCGUGUAGUGCCUCUCCCGGUAGCGCCUUACUGCUGGGUAUGAAGAGGUUGUCUGUGCUGCUGGUGGACUUCAGGAAAACAACGGGGCUGAGUGUAACUGUGAGAGGAGGAGAAGAGAAUAAAGGAUCAGAUUUAACUCAUCAAAGAGAAAGACCAGACUCAGUGGAACCAGAGCCAGGAACGUCCAAACCAGCAAGAAGACACCAGUGCUCCCAGUGUGGAAAGAGUUUCAACCGGUCAGGACACCUGAAAGCUCAUGAGCUAGUGCACACAGGGGAGAAGCCUUACCACUGCUCCCAGUGUGGCAAGUGUUUCAACCAGUCAGGACACCUGAAAGCUCAUGAGCUAGUGCACACAGGGGAGAAGCCUUACCACUGCUCCCAGUGUGGCACGUGUUUUAGCCAGUUAGUGAAUCUGAAACGACAUGAGCUAGUACACACAGGGGAGAAGCCAUACCACUGCUCCCAGUGUGGCAAGUGUUUUGACCGGUUAUGGACUCUGAAACAACAUGAGCUAGUGCACACAGGGGAGAAGCCGUACCACUGCUCCCAGUGUGGCAAGUGUUUUAACCAGUUAUGGACUCUGAAACUACACGAGCUAGUACACACAGGGGAGAAGACAUACCAUUGCUCCCAGUGUGGCAAGUGUUUUAACCAGUUAUGGACUCUGAAACAACAUGAGCUAGUACAUACAGGGGAGAAUACAGGGGAGAAGCCAUACCACUGCUCCCAGUGUGGCAAGUGUUUCAAACAUUCAGGGGAUCUGAAAAAACAUGGAAGAAUACACACAGGGGAGAAGCCUUACCACUGCUCCCAGUGUGGUAAGUGUUUUAGCCAGUUAGGGAAUCUGAAACGACAUGAGCUAGUACACACAGGGGAGAAGCCAUACCACUGCUCCCAGUGUGGCACGUGUUUCAAACAUUCAGGGGAUCUGAAAAAACAUGGAAGAAUACACACAGGGGAGAAGCCGUACCACUGCUCCCAGUGUGGCAAGUGUUUCAACCGGUCAGGACACCUGAAAGCUCAUGAGCUAGUACACACAGGGGAGAAGCCGUACCACUGCUCCCAGUGUGGCAAGUGUUUCAGCCGGUCAGGACACCUGAAAGCUCAUGGGCUAGUACACACAGGGGAGAAGCCGUACCACUGCUCCCAGUGUGGCAAGUGUUUCAAACAUUCAGGGGAUCUGAAAAAACAUGGAAGAAUACACACAGGGGAGAUGCAUUACCACUCCUCCCAGGGUGCAAAGCAUUUGCCCAUUUAGAAAGCCUGAAAGAGCAUGACACAGGAGAAAGCUUACAAAAACUUAGACUUUGGGAAAACAUAUUACUCAUAACAAUCACUUAAAUGUCAUUAGAGAAUCCACACAGGAGAGAGAAAUUACUUCUCUUAGCGUGUAUAUUUGAUAUUUCACAUCUCAUUUUUCUUACAAUUCAUCAGAGAACAUACACAGUGCUCCCGUUGUCUUAUAUUGUUGCCUUAUAAUGUGUUUACCUGUUUUUACCAGAUGAAAUUGCUUCUUCCAAUUAUUGAUAAACAUGUACCUGUUAAGAAACUGAUUGUUAGAUAUGUUAAGGCUCCAUGGAUUGAUGAGGAAUUUAAAAACUCUAUGUUUGAAAGAGUUGGGGCAAAAUGAGUGGCUAAUAAGUCUGGCUGCACAUCUGGCUGGCUGUUUUAUGUACUGCAAAUUGAAAAAUGAUGUGACCAAACUCAACAAAAAUAAUCAACUUUAUUAGGAAGCCAAGAUCAAUUAUAUAAAGAAUGAUGGAAAAAAACACCAUGAAAGAAAAGCAGUGCAAGUAUCGAAUUUUGUAAAGUUAGUGUGGGAGAGGUGGAAAAAUUGUUAUCGAUCAAUAAUGACAAACCUCCUGGCAUUGACAACUUAGGAGUGGCUAUAGAGUCAGCUACUGUCCUCAGUAGCUUUCCAUCUAUCUGUCAUAUUUUUAAUAUGAGCCAAGAGGAAAGUCUUUGUUCUCAGGCCUGGAGGGAAG